AUGGCCCGAAGUGGGUCCGGGUCAGUUUCAGAAAACUCAUCCAUGGCCAAAGACAAUAGGGGAAGUGGCUUGUUUCCUAAUGUAAGGUCUACAAAUUUGAAUCCCUUGGACGAAGAGGAAAGAGAUCUUGCUAGCGAGGGUGAUGGGAAUACCAGUUCCAUCAAGCGAUUUAGGGAUAUAUUUUUUAAUGGUCUGACGUCUGUUGGUGAUGAUUUCGAGGAAUAUGAUUUAGCCAGUGAUGUAAAGACUACAUCUCUGACAUGGAGCAGUAAUUGGAAUGAGAUGUCUACUUCUGCUGACUCGUAUUCUCUAGACUCUUCAAUAUUGAAUGCGAUGAUGAAUUCAGAAACUCAUUUUGAUGGUCAGGAACGCUUAAAGUAUUUGAAAACUUAUGAAAGUUUAGGGAAGGCGAAACUUGCAAGAAACGAAACGAACGAGAGCAAUAACGAAUCUGUCUUCGGGUUGUCUGCGCUUGAAGAUUUUGAUAGAUAUAAUAGACAGACCGAAUUAAAUGAUUACAUUUACUCAAGAAUGAGUAAGAACAUGUUGGAUAAAAACUUGUUAACAGUUGUUAAUCCUAGUGACCUAGCGGAGAAGUAUGAUAUAAAUAAUAAUUUCGAAGAUGAGAAGGUCAAGUCAUCAAAACGAAGAUAUCCUUGGCAUCUUAUUGAAAGAAACAAAAAUGCGAUGAGUUCGAGUAAAAGUGAGAUAGUUACAGACGUCAAAUUUAAUAAUGAUACCGCUUCUUCGGACUCUGAAAGGUUACCGAGGACUUUGCAGCGGAAGCUUAAAGUACGACAUUUACAAAUGAUUUCAUUUGGAGGAACUUUAGGAGUUGGAUUAUUUCUAAACACUGGCAAAGCAAUCACAAUUGCUGGAGGAUUGGGUUGCUUGUUAGCAUUCGUAGUUUGUGGGAUAAUUGUUUUAGCUACAUUAUUUUCCUUUUGUGAGAUGGUAACGUUUGUAUCGGUGAUAGAUGGGGUAUCAGGGUUGUGUUCUCGAUUUGUGGAUGAGGCAUUCGGGUUUGCAAUUGGCUGGCUGUAUUUUUUAAGUUUUGCAUUAGGGAUUGCAGGUGAAAUCGUGGCGAGUGUUAUAAUGUUGAGCUAUUAUCCAGAUUUGAAAGUUCUAGAAAACAAGGGAUCUUCUGCUGGAUUUGUGACGUUAUUCUUGAUCUUAAUAAUAGGAAGUAAUUUGCUAGAUGUCAGAGUUUUUGGAGAGAUUGAAUAUAUUUCAAGUCUUAUCAAGCUACUAUGGGCAUUAGCGAUGAUCAUAAUUAUGAUCGUUUUAAACAGAGGAGGCUUUCAAAAUGAGACAUUAGGAUUCAAAUAUUGGGAGAAUCUGAAGUCAGAUUUUACCCAUAAUUUGAUAUUUGGGUUAUUCAGACCAUCUUUUAAUUUACAUGAUAAUGGAAUGAACUCCUCGGAGGAAGGCAUCGGUGGAAACAAAGGAAGAUUUAUGUCGUUCCUCGUUGCUUUAAUGAUUACUUCCUAUGCUUAUAGUGGAACUGAGAUUGUUUGCAUAGCUGCAUGUGAGGCUAAGAAUCCGAGAAAGGCUCUUCCAUCUGCGACUAAAAGAGUUUUUUGGAGGGUGUUGAUAUUUUAUUGUCUUUCAGCUUUCGUCGUUUCAUUAAAUAUUUACGCUGGUGAUCCCAGAUUGUUACGUUACUACCUGGGAGAUACAGGUAUUGAUUCAAGCGAAUUCAGCGGGAAUUACGCAAUAAAGUACGUUGGAGGAGUGAAUUGCAAAAUUCCUUCAGAAGUUUUUGCGGGGGUAGGGAACGGGGCACAGAGCCCCUGGAUUGUUGCGCUCCAAAGUGCUAGUCUAUGUGGGUUCAGUGAUGUUGUAAAUGGCUUACUUAUAUUUUUUGCUGUAACAUGUGGAAAUGCUCAAUUAUAUGUCAGUUCGAGAACUGCGUACUCAUUGGCAUUGCAGGCUAAGGCUCCUAAAUUCUUGACUUAUUGUACGUCGUAUGGAGUGCCCUAUUGUGCGGUUCUUUUUUCUGGAAGCUUUGGUUUGAUAUCUUAUAUUUGCGUUUCAAAAGCGGCUACAUCCGUUUUUCAAAAUCUUAGCAGUGUGGUUGCAUCAUCAGGUAUAAUUCUCUGGUUUGCCAUGUGUCUUUCUUAUUUGAGAUUUUACUAUGGUUUGAAAAAGCGACCUGACAUCAUGAGUAGGAAUGAUAAAGCUUAUCCAUAUAAGUCUCCUUUCCAGCCAUAUUGCGCAUACGUUGGGCUAAUAGGCUCACUUGUCCUAUUGCUUGGUAUGGGUUAUGUCGUAUUUCUUAACGGUGAAUGGGAUACUAUGUUCUUCUUUUCGAGUUAUGGCACGAUUAUGUUUUUCGCCGUAUUAUACGUCGGCUACAGAGUAGUCAGAGGAACAGGUAUACCAAGCUUGGAGGCAUUGGACUAUGACUCAGGAAGAAGAGAGAUGGAUCGAUAUAUUUGGGAUGGAGGUAAAGAGUAUAAUUCUUCUAGGCUUCGGGAUAUGUCACAUAAAGUUUUCUCUUUCUUAGCCUAA
Molecule: messenger RNA, 2514 nt
Organism: Priceomyces carsonii
Lineage: Eukaryota; Fungi; Ascomycota; Pichiomycetes; Serinales; Debaryomycetaceae
Gene: SSY1
Product: Ssy1p
Exons: 1
Coding region: 1-2514 (837 amino acids)
Biological process (GO): amino acid transmembrane transport
Cellular component (GO): membrane
Molecular function (GO): amino acid transmembrane transporter activity
Source: RefSeq, a predicted model, not a curated record